AUGCUUCUAUAUUUAUUUCUUCUAAUAAUUCCAUCUUUCAGGGUCAGGUUAGUUCGAAAAAAAAAUGAUAAGAGAACAUCAAACCAUUGGGGUUUAAAACAAUUUUGAAAAAAAAGUUAGAAAGAGUGAAUCAAAAAUUGAAAAUUCAUGCAUUUCUGGACAAAAACAAAUGGGCGGUGAUAAAACUUUGAUAAACAAUUAAAAUUUGUCACGUGUCUCGACUUAUCAAAGAUUUUCGCAAACAAUAACAAUUUUCGAAAGCGGUUUUUCGCACGUCCAAAGUUAUCCAUUUGGAACUAAACUUUGAUCAAAACAACAACCUUUUCAAAAAAAGUUUUCUCCCGCCAAUCCGAAAAAAGUGUAAUAAAAUGGAUGAUUGAACUGGUUUCUAAUAAAUGUGUCAACUAUGAAUUAAUUGAAUUGAAUUUGAGGAAAAAAGUUACAGAGCGGCGUGCACUUUUCUGGAUCAUCAAGCAUGUGACGAAGUUUGUAAAACUGAUAGUUUUUGGUAUGGACAUUGUAUUGGAUGGGAUGGAUUCAAUUUCAGGUGAGAAGCAAAAAAUGUGUUACUAGCUAUUUUGGGUAGUAAACUGUUUGACAAAAAAAUAUUAAAAUCAAAUUCAAAAAAAAAUUGCAGCUGUAAAUGCUAUGAAUAUGAACAACCAUUAGAUGGAAAAGUAUGUUUGACAAGACAAAUUGGUUGCUCUGAAAAAUGUAAAGAUCAGGUGAGCAAUUAUUGUAAUUUGCCCUUUUCUCUUAUCUUAUCAUUUUUUCUUUUCUACACUGCUUUUUGUUCAGGGUUCCGAGGGCGGAUUCUGUUUUCCACAAUUGGAUUCGCGAUCAAAUCUUCGAACUGCUUGUGAAUGCUUCAAAAAACUACAAAAUGUAUUUUUCAGACGACGAAAACGACAAACAUUUAAAUAUUUAAGAAGAAGAGAUUAG
Caenorhabditis angaria is the source of this 942-nucleotide messenger RNA. The record is from the annotation of a GenBank genome assembly. Lineage: Eukaryota; Metazoa; Nematoda; Chromadorea; Rhabditida; Rhabditidae.